Messenger RNA from Maniola jurtina (meadow brown), 1252 nucleotides. RefSeq lists its product as uncharacterized. The record is from RefSeq and is a predicted model, not a curated record. NCBI's taxonomy places the organism in Eukaryota, Metazoa, Arthropoda, Insecta, Lepidoptera, Nymphalidae. The transcript has 5 exons. The coding region runs from base 216 to 1202 and encodes 328 amino acids.
UUGUAAAUAGUAAAAUCGGUGGUAAAAUCGUAAAAACAACUUUAAUUUUUGUCAUUGAUCAAUAAGACAGGCGUCUGAAUAAAGCAAAUGUAAAUGAAAAUACCGCAUUGAUUAAGAUAAUAUAAAUUUUAUUAUAUUAUGAGCAUAAUAUAAGACUUUGUAAAGGUAACCUUUUAGUUAUCUAAGUAUUCGGAUUUCGGAACCAAGUUUCUGAAAUGGAAGACAUUCUAAAGAUGUCAAAAGUGUUACAAGAACCUUACAAAAUGUUUAAAGCAGACAGUGGUGCUAUUACAUUUCAUACAAUUGUCAGAAACACAGAAUAUUGGUGUGGGGAAAUUUCCCUUAUUAGUAAAGAGUGUCCACAUAAAAUUUUAUAUGAGAUAGAAUUAAAUUAUGAAUCUUUAUACAUUAUUUUUAAAAAAGAUGGGAAAGAGAUCACCUCAUUUGAAUUACCUGAUUCACAUGCUACAAGGCCACAAAAUUUUUGGUUAAGCUGGUACAAUGAUACACUACUACUUGGAGUUGUGGAAUCCUCCAAACAUCUAAAUCCAUUUUUUGUAUAUGCAGACACAUUUAGUGAACAGAACCCAAAGCAACUUAUUGGAUUUAUAAGAGUUACAGCAGAUCAAUACAGAGAUUUCAUUGUUGAGUCUAGUCCAGUUUUGAGGCCUAUCAGUCAUAAACAUAUACAAGGAGGUCAAUUAAGAUGGGUCAGUGUGUUGGAUGAUAGGCCACUACCUAAGGAUGCAUUAAUAGGUGGAUUUGAGAAUGAACCGAUAUAUAUUGCCCGUUCCUUUCACGGUAGAUCACUGUGUCCUGGAAAAUAUGUACCAUCAAAAAAGAAAGCUUUUGUGCCAUGGGGCCAUGCGGAACAUGCAAAAAAAAAUUUUGAGAUUCUUUGUGGCUACAACGCCUUGUGGGUUAAGUGUAAAGAGAACUUUAUACCUGAAAAUGCGUUCAUAGCGGGCUCAUCAGAAGUACAUGGUGAAGAUGUUUAUAUUGGUCGCGCAAUGAUUGGUGAUGAUCUUGUAGUGGGAAAAAUUCACAUGCUGUACAAGACAUGUUAUCUACCAUACAAAGGCAAAGAAGUGGAAAGGCACACAUAUGAAAUAUUGGUAAGAGGAGAUAUAACGACAUAUGGACAGACUAUAAAUAAAAAUUGCUUAUUGAACCCCAUGAAGGCCUUACAACCAUGCAUAUGAUGUAUAUACGAUAGUAUUUUUGUUCAGCUGUAUAAAAUAUAAGCACCUAA